AGGACAGUUCCGCGAGCUCGUCCCCAUCCUUAGCGCCCUCCGUCAUCGAGGUGGGGUUCCCGCCAAUUCUCGCUCACGGCCGGGCAACCGCCAAGGACGGGUGCCUGCAGUCAGGGUGGAAGCCGCGCUGCCCGAGCGAGCCAGUGGCCGGCGCAAGAAGCAGGACUGUUCCUGCUGCGCGUGACCAGAGCGGCCAUGAUGGGUCGGCUGGCCUUGUCACUUCGAUCGGCUACUCAUUCUUGCACCGUGUUGUCUACACUGCAGGUGUAUAGUCAGUAUGUGGCCAUGGUGUAUGGCGCCGAGGGUCCUCUCGCGCGCGAGAGCGGGCUUGGCGUCCCCAUUGCCCGCUGCAGACUUGAAUAGUUCCUAGACCUAGGAUGUGGAAUGUAUGAAAGACCGUCCUUGUGACGGAAAGUGGAAUUCGAAGUCGCCGAGCCCUCUUGCGCGGCGCCACAAUGCUGUUCAAUUCAUCGCGUGCGGCAGACACCUGCUGCCCCCGCGGAAUCGUAUAGAAUUUGAGUGUUCGUGUGACCGUUGCAUUGUCUGGCACUGUGGCUGGCACUGGACGUCGACGUCACCGAGGCUCCUGCCCCCCGCAGAGUUGGCGACAGGUGCGGGCGAGGAGAGGGUGACGGUUGGCGGCCCGCGCGGUGCCGAGCCCACCGCGCGUCGGGAAUUUAGGCGCCGAGUCCAUGGCUCUUGUCGCCUGGACGGUGCGCACCCGCAUGCGCCGCGCUGGCGGGGCCGCUCACACGACGUGCCCUGGCCCCGCCGCCUCGCACGCCAAUCGUCUGAGAGGAGUGCUGCCUGCUCUGGGUGCCCCUCGAGGCCUUGCAGUGGGAGGCGUUGGAACCUCCCCUCCCCCCGGCUGUCCCACCCUUGCUCUCUGUCCCCUCCGCGCUCCGCC
Messenger RNA from Prorocentrum cordatum, 907 nucleotides. The record is from the annotation of a GenBank genome assembly. Lineage: Eukaryota; Dinophyceae; Prorocentrales; Prorocentraceae.